Amoebophrya sp. A25 is the source of this 282-nucleotide messenger RNA. Lineage: Eukaryota; Dinophyceae; Syndiniales; Amoebophryaceae. The record is from the annotation of a GenBank genome assembly.
GCCGAGCACCCUCGCUGCCUCCGUUCGGUCUUAACGCUGUCUCAUUCUUUCAGGAUGUAGCUCUAUUUUAUGUAUCUAAUCUUACUAUCGGAAAGCAAAAGGAUUUAUUACAACGAUUUAGCAUUACAUCGCCAUCUGAUGGCUGUUGUCUAUUUUCUGCUGCGAAAACGUCUCAUCAUUGUCGGCAUGAAGCCUCAUAGAUACUCAUACUCUGCUUCUCGAUUUAUCGGAGGACUAUUUUUAGUGUCAAAAACGCUUGGGAGGUGUGUAAUGAGUAAUUAG